Messenger RNA from Lotus japonicus, 4242 nucleotides. RefSeq lists its product as uncharacterized. The transcript has 5 exons. Lineage: Eukaryota; Viridiplantae; Streptophyta; Magnoliopsida; Fabales; Fabaceae. Bases 191 to 3781 code for a protein of 1196 amino acids. The record is from RefSeq and is a predicted model, not a curated record.
CUCUUUCCACUUGUUUUCAUGCUAAACAAACAAAGCAAAGUCCCUAGAGGUUAUCGUCUUGGGGUUUAUGGCAAUUCCAAUCUCAGCUAACGAGGUUUUGCGGCAAUUUUCACACUCCAUAGUUAACCAAAAGCUUCAUUCAACCAUGCCACCACCACCCCUUGUUUCUCUGUAGCUUCUUCAUCCAUCCAUGGACAUUCUCAACUUUCCAAUCCCCACUUUCUGCAACCCCAAAACUCUCAACCCAUCAAGCCACACCAUAGCUACCUACCCAUUUCGGAGAAACCCGUUUUCACUCUAUAUAUCAAGUUCCAGCUCCAGAAACUUUCGAACUCUGGCCCAGUUUGGCCGACCCACCAACCGCCGCAACUCGCUCAGGAAGAAGCUUCUUCAGGAUCAGCAGGUGAGUACUAAUCAUAUUCCCACUGACCCAUCUUCUGUUAAUGGUGUGGAAGAGAGUGAUACAGGUUUUCAAGGGGUUUCUGUUGUUGACAAUGUGGUUGAAGUAGAAAAACCAAAAUCUAAAGUUUUGGGUGAGUCUGUUUUGUUGAGUAAAUUGGAGAAUUGGGUUGAGCAGUUUAAGGAAGAUAAUGGGUAUUGGGGGAUAGGGUCUGGUCCUAUAUUUACUGUUUAUCAGGAUUCAUCUGGUGCUGUCAAAAGUGUGUCAAUUGAUGAAGAUGAGAUAUUACUGAGAUGCAGGGUUGGGAGAGGUGUAAUUGAGGAUUCCCCUGAAGUGGGAAGUAAGAUUAUGGAAGCGAAGAACCUGGCUAGGGAGAUGGAGACUGGUAAUAAUGUGAUUGCCAGGAAUAGUUCUGUAGCUAAGUUUGUGGUUCAAGGUGAGGAGGAGGGUGGUUUUGUUAAGGCGAUUCGUGGCUUUGUCGUUCAGCCUAGAUUGCUUCCUAAGCUUUCAGGGAAUGGCGGCAAAGUGUUGUGUGUCUUGGUUGUCCUGUGGGCGGUGAAGAAAUUGUUUGCUUUUGGAGAUAAGGAGGCGCGGCACACAGAAAUGGAGAAGGAGAUGAUGAGGAGGAAGAUCAAGGCAAGAAAGGAGAGAGGGGUGUUGGCAAAGGGCGUUGUUGAAGUUAUUCCUGAACCUUCGGAGACACCCGUGGUAAACAUAAAAAAGCCAACGUUAGAUAAGGAACAGCUCAAGAAUAAUAUUCUGAAAGCUAAGGCUUCCACUGAUAAACUUUUAGUUCAGGAUUCAUCUGCUGAAGUGAGAACUGGAUCUAUGGAUAUGGACAAUAAAGUUCAAGAAAUUAGAGAAAUGGCAAGGCAGGCACGAGAAAUUGAGGGACGAGAUCGUUCUUUAGUUAGCAGGGAUAUGGAAAUGAAUGACCCUGUGAUUGAGAAACCAUCCCAUGAGAUUGAAGUCAUAAGAAAGGAUAACAAACAAGAUAACAGUUUGAGUGAUCAUCAGAACAAAGUUGCAAGGGAAACAACAGAUAAUAAUGCAAUUCUAAUGACAGGUGCUGUUGAUGUCACUGAGAAAAUUGAUAAUCCAAUUCUGCAUGAGGUAGUUCCUUUUGAUGAAAGCAAUUUGUAUGCUUCAGAUGGUGAUAGGGAAAUCAAUAAACAUGUAGUAAAAACUACUGAAAAUGCUGUGCACCUGAAGGACAGAGAAGAUAGCAAGUCAUCUAAUACUCAUAUCAAUGGCUCUUCUGUGACAGAUGGAAGUUCUACGGACAAGAAACCAAGGAUAAUACGCUCUGUUAAGGAAGCUAGGGAUUAUCUUUCGAAGAGACAUGACAAACUAGAUCCUGAUACAGGACCUAAAAUUGAACCCGUGAAAGAAAAUAUUGCUGAUUUGAAGUCUUCUAGUGUUAUUGAUUUUAAUGACCAGAGGUACCAGAAUUUGGAGAUGAACACAAUUGUGUCCAAAAGUGAAACGUUUAAAGAAAUAUCAGAUUUUAAGCCUGCUAUAAAUGGUAGUGAAGGUUCUAAUCACAAGGAUAUGGAACUGAGCCCCACGAAGAAUGACUGCUUGAAAGAUUCUGGUAUUGAACCAGGACUUGAUGACCUUCAAAAGUCUGAGACCACUUUAGACGAUAAAGUUGAUGGCCCUGGUAUGGAGAAAAAUAUCCCUGAAGUUGAGCCUGUAAUUAAGCAAAUUAGAAGUGAUGCUUUUAAUGGAAUAUCAGAUUCUAAGCCUUCCAUAAAUCCUAGUGAAGAUUCUAAUCAGAAGGAUGUUGAGUUUGGCUCAACAAAGGAUGACUACUUCGAAGACUCUGGUGUUGAACUUGGAGUGGGAGACCUUCAAAAGUCUGAGUCCAGUUUAGACCAUGAAGUUAAUGGUGUUAAUACUGCAAACAGGCUAUCUGGGAAAACAGAAAAUUGGCUGGAGGAAAACUUCCAUGAAGUUGAGCCCAUUAUUAAGCAAAUUAGAGCUGGAUUUAGAGAUAACUACAUGGAAGCAAGAGAGAGGGUUGAUCAACCUUUAGAUAUACCCACCGAGAUGGAAUCACUUGGAGUUGUUGAAGAUGGAGGAGAACUUGACUGGAUGCAGGAUGAUCAUCUUAGAGAUAUUGUCUUUCGUGUCCGUGAGAAUGAACUGUCUGGACGGGACCCAUUUUACUCGAUGAGUGCUGGAGAUAAAGAAGCUUUCUUUAGAGGUCUUGAGAAAAACGUGGAGAAAGAAAAUAGGAAACUUUCACACCUCCAUGAAUGGCUCCAUUCCAAUAUUGAGAAUCUUGAUUACGGAGCAGAUGGCAUUAGCAUAUAUGAUCCGCCAGAGAAAAUCAUACCUCGUUGGAAAGGCCCCCCGGUGGAGCAAAUUCCGCAGGUCCUAAAUGAAUUCCUGGAUAAAAGAAAGGCAAAUUCCACCAGAAAUAUGAAACCAGUGAUGAAGGAUGAGAAUAGCUCUGCUAAAAAAUCAGCUGAUUCCUCUUUACAAGGAAAAAAGAAUGAUUCUAUAGCACCUAUUACGAAGUUGAAAAAUCCAAAGACUGUUAUUGAAGGAAGUGAUGGUUCUGUUAAAGUUGGCAAAAAAUCAGGGAAGGAAUAUUGGCAGCACACAAAGAAAUGGUCUCAGGGUUUUCUGGACUCUUACAAUGCAGAGACAGAUCCUGAAAUUAAGUCUACAAUGAAGGAUAUUGGGAAGGAUUUGGAUCGCUGGAUAACUGAAAAAGAAAUAGAGGAAGCAGCUGAACUAAUGGACAAACUACCGGAUAGGAAUAAAAGUUUCGUGGAGAAGAAACUCAACAAGCUUAAAAGAGAGAUGGAGUUAUACGGACCUCAAGCAGUGGUUAGCAAAUAUCGUGAAUAUGCAGACGAUAAAGAAGAAGAUUACUUAUGGUGGUUAGAUCUUCCAUAUGUACUGUGCAUUGAGAUGUACACCAUUGAUGAUGGAGAACAGAGGGUAGGAUUUUAUUCACUUGAGAUGGCUGAAGAUCUUGAAUUGGAGCCUAAGCCAUAUCAUGUGAUUGCUUUCCAAGACCCUGGUGACUGUAAAAGCCUUUGUUACAUAAUUCAGGCUCAUAUGGAUAUGCUUGGAAAUGGCAAUGCCUUUGUUGUUGCGCAGCCUCCUAAGGAUGCUUUUCGAGAUGCUAAAGCAAAUGGGUUUGGUGUUACGGUCAUCAAGAAGGGUGAACUUCAGCUCAAUAUUGACCAACCACUGGAAGAAGUGGAGGAACAAAUUAAAGAGAUUGGCAGCAAGGUGUAUCAUGAUACGAUCACGAAGGAGCGAUCUGUGGAUAUAAACUCACUAAUGAAGGGUGUAUUCGGGCUAAAUGACCGCACCACCAAGAGGCUAAAGCGGAAGUUGAAGAAACCCAGAAAGGGAUGAUGACUCUCAAACUUUCAACAAUGAAACCAGAUGAAGACAGUGAAAGUCCUAUGCUUCAGUCGUCGAACAUGAAGCAUGCAUGCCCGCCUUUUUUCUUGGUCUAAAGGCAUGCAUGAUUUUUCAAAACAGUUUUUCCUUGCUCCAUUAACACUUACGGGGCAAUAUGGCAUGAGAAGUUUGUACGGUUCAAGAAAAUGGCCAUGCCUGAAUGUUGGCAUGUGAUAUCAUCAGUCAAAACUUCGAGUCUCGGUUUUUCCUACCCAAAUUCCAGUUGUAUGUAUAUGUAUAUAUUUGAGGAAGAUAUAGUUGUAACCUUGUUACAUUAGGCGCACGUAAGCUACUGCUGGUGAUAGGUAGACAAAAGAAAGUAAGAAGUGAAGCUUCUAUUGUUAUUAUUAUUGGCACUAAAGAUGCUUCUAUUGAUAAUGAAAUGUGAAAGAGAAACCACAUUUUUUUAUGAC